This is a messenger RNA of Meloidogyne enterolobii, 832 nucleotides long. NCBI's taxonomy places the organism in Eukaryota, Metazoa, Nematoda, Chromadorea, Rhabditida, Meloidogynidae. The record is from the annotation of a GenBank genome assembly.
UUUUCAAAAUUUCUCUAGCCCUUCCUUGUAUUUCCUCUUCUUCUUCAAGUUCUUCCCCCAACGAGGAAGAAGUUUUAUCGAAGAAUUUACACCAAAAUCAACAACAAAUUCAGCAUUUUCGUUUGGCCAUAACUGCUGCUUCUAAUGAUUCCACAACAAGUCAAGAUUCGUUAGACUCUGUUAGAACAGCAAUUCAUUGUCCGAAUAAAGAAUUAAAUAAUUCUCCAAAACAACAAAUGCCACAAAAAAUAAAACAAUUAGAAUCAAUCCCUGGGACAAGUGGAGAAAUUUUAAGAGAAAAUCCUGAAAUUUUGACAUUGAAAAGAAGAGAAAAUGAGCAAACAAAAGAAAAAGGUUUAAUUAACAACAAACAAGUAAUUGAAAGGCUAUCAGAACCACGUAAAAUAACUUCAGAUACAAAUAAUUCUACAAGACAUUCAUCAACAACUAUUUCCUCAAUGCUUAAAUCUGACGGAACUAAAAAUUAUCGAUAUGCUAAAGAUGAUUGUAUUAAUUUGUAAGUUUUUUUAGAAUCUUUAAAAAAAUUUACCAUUAGUUUGAUUAUUUUUUUUCAAUUUUUCUACCAAAAAACUUUUUCCCCACACAGUUGCCAUUAAAAAUUAGACAAUUUAAUUAAUUAAUUAAAUAGUAGUAAUUUACUUUUUUACUAUUUUUUGCAAUUAAUUUUCCAUCUUUUUUUCCUGAUUUACUCUAAAAAUUAUAAAAAAAUAAAUAACCUUCCAAAUCUUUUCUAUCCGCUUAUUUCCUCUCAACUAUUAAAUAUCUUCUUCCUUUUCUUUAUUUUUUGGUCAUUAAUUGCCUCCAGAAGUGA